CGCUCGAAGUUUCCCUUCUCUCUUUGCCUCCCUUUUCUUGGAGCCCGAAGACGCUCGAAGUUCUUCCCUAUCCGAUACGAUAUUCGUAUCAAUUGGUGCUCUCAUUGAGAGACUAUGACGGACGCUUCAUCAACCACGGCCGAUCUCGAGGCAAAGGUCGGCGAGAUGGGGCAUGCAGUGCAUCAGAUGCAAAGGGAUUUUGAUUUCCGCCUAACGAGGAUUGAUGCAGCUUUGGCGGCCAUGCAAACUAAUAUGGCCGCCCUGCAAGUUGGUGGUGGGGGUCGAGUAGGCCGCCAUGGUGAUAAUCAUGAAGGACCUAGGAAUGGAGGUGCUCCGACGCCCAAGCCAAAAUUGGAACCGCCAAAGAGUGACGGAUCUGAACCGUUGCGUUGGCUCUAUCAGGUUAAGGAAUAUUUUUCAUAUUAUGAGACUCCACCGGAGGAACGCUUGAGAUGUGUUACAAUGAUGCUGGAAGGACCCGCGGCCGAUUGGUUUCGUUGGCGGCGGAACAACGGUUUGAUCGACGGAUGGGAAGACUUUGUGGAGAAAUUCAAGCUGCGUUUUGAUCCUCUGCACUACGUCGAUUACCUAGGGCAAUUAGCACGGGUACGACAGGUGGGGGGAGUCAUGGACUACCAAGCAGCUUUUGAAAGGGUUCUCACCCAUGUGACGGACGUUCCCGAACAACAUCUACAGUCCCUGUUCCAUGCCGGGCUGAAGAACCAUUUGCAACAUGAAAUUAGUCUCCUCAAACCCACUACUCUCUCAGAUUCGUUUGCCCUAGCACGUGAAUUGGAGGCAAAGCAUAAUGCCAUAGUGCAAUCAGUGGGGAGCCGGAGUGGUCCCCCAGCGGUCAGCACCAACUCACGGGAAUCCACUGCUUCAACGCCCAUUCGGCUACUGUCCCGCGCAGAAAAAAUGGAAAAAGACGCCAAGGGCCUAUGCUAUAACUGCGAUAAAAAGUGGAGUCGCGAUCACAAGUGUGGACGGUUCGUAUUAAUGAUGGGGGAGGAAGAGGGGGAUGACGAGGAGCCUGACAUGGAAGAAGAAGUAGACGUCACGGCCGACAUCUCCAGUUUACACAGUAUGGCAGGAGUCACCACACCACGGUCGCUACGCCCAACUGGACGGAUUUCCGGGCAAUCCAUCGGGGUUUUGAUUGACGGCGGAAGCAUACAUAACUUCGUUCAUCCGCAAAUCGUUGAGAGGUUGGGAAUACCGGUGGAGGUGAUCUCAUCAUUUCGGGUGUACGUCGGGAACGGAGACUCCCUACAAUGUGAUCGGCAGUGCAAAUCAGUUGAGGUAAUGCUGCAAGGAGUAAUGUUCACAGUAGACCUCUAUGUGCUACAGAUCCACGGCCACGAUGUGGUUUUAGGGGUACAGUGGCUCCGCCAAUUGGGACAAGUAGCCCAUGAUUACGAGAAGUACCUACUCGGCCGGGAGUUCCUCAUUCGCACCGACCACAAAAGCCUAAGGGAAUUGCUCCAACAGGUCAUCCAAACCCCGGACCAACACUUUUAUAUUCGGAAGCUUCUGGGGUUCAGAUUCCGAAUUGAGUACAAGACCGGCGCAUCCAACCGGGUGGCAGAUGCCCUAUCGCGCAUCCAUGACACCUCUGAGGAAGUGCAUACAUUGUUGACUAUCUCAGUGCCGGUAUCCUCGCUCAUGGCUGAAUUACAGCAGGAGAACCAGGUGCAAGAAGACCUGGUAAAACGCCACCGGGAACAUCAGCAAGGCGAGCUGGCCGAACCAUACUCAGUCGUGGAUGGGUUGCUGUAUCACAGGAGGCGCUUAUGUGUGAGCUCUACUUCUCCAUUGCGGGUACAGUUAAUCAAGGAGCAUCACGAUACAGUCAUGGCCGGGCAUCCUGGAGUUCAACAGACUUUCCUCCGGCUCGCACAAAAUUUCUUUUGGCCGAAAAUGAGGGCUGAAGUUCGAGAGUAUGUGGGCAGGCCCCAGCCUCUGCCGGACGAAUUUCUCCAGGGCCAACCCGUGUCCAAGCCUGUGCGGGUGCAUGCAAGCCGCCAGAUUUUGCGUCAGGGAAAGCUGGUUCAGCAGUAUUUGGUUGAAUGGUCCGACGGUACGCGAGAAGAUGCAACAUGGGAGCCAAGCGAGGUGGUUCGACACUUUUACCCCGACGUACACCUUGAGGACAAGGUGUUUUCUCAAGAUGGAGGGAGUGAUACGGUGCAACACGAGGACGGGGAGGGCAGCGACGGACGAGCUGAGGAUGACCACGAGGCGGAAGUGACAGGGACAAUGGGUGAGGAGCCGGGGACGAGCGGAGCGAGAUGCCGGCGUGAUCGAAAGGUUCCGGCGUGGCAUAAGGAUUAUCUACUCCAUUAAUUAUCUUUAUAUUAUUAUUAUCUUUUUAAUUAUUGUAAUAGGUUUUUUUAGGUGAGCGAAAAUAUAAGCUCCUUCGAGGG
This is a messenger RNA of Cuscuta campestris, 2426 nucleotides long. NCBI's taxonomy places the organism in Eukaryota, Viridiplantae, Streptophyta, Magnoliopsida, Solanales, Convolvulaceae. The record is from the annotation of a GenBank genome assembly.